Molecule: messenger RNA, 762 nt
Organism: Paramormyrops kingsleyae
Lineage: Eukaryota; Metazoa; Chordata; Actinopteri; Osteoglossiformes; Mormyridae
Product: olfactory receptor 4M1-like
Biological process (GO): G protein-coupled receptor signaling pathway; detection of chemical stimulus involved in sensory perception of smell
Cellular component (GO): membrane
Molecular function (GO): G protein-coupled receptor activity; olfactory receptor activity; odorant binding
Source: RefSeq, a predicted model, not a curated record
CUGGAGAAGGACCUACAUCAGCCGAUGUACAUUUUCCUCUGUAACUUGUGUAUAAAUGGGUUGUUCGGCACAGUGGGGUUUUACCCUAAAUUUCUGUCUGACUUAUUCUCUGACACUUAUUUGAUUUCCUACAGUGGAUGUUUACUUCAGACCUUUGUCAUCUUCUCAUAUGCAUUAUGUGAAUUUACCAAUUUAACAGUGAUGGCAAUUGACAGGUACGUAGCAAUAUGCAGGCCUUUGCAUUACAGUACUGUAAUGACACCUGUUACUAUAUGCAAGCUGUUGAUUGUUAUUUGGAUGGUUCCAUUCUUCUCCGUUCUGUGUUCCAUUAUCCUGACUAUUACUCUCCCCUAUUGUGGGUUGUACGUCAGCACUCUGUAUUGUAAAAUAACUCUUUCAACCUGCAAACAUGAUAGUGUGAGAUUUGCAUUCAAUGGAACAUUUGGAAGUAUAUAUUUAUUAAUGGCGACAUUUGUCAUCUAUUCCUAUGGUAAAAUCCUUUCUGCCUGCAGGAAAUCGAAAGAAAACCAGGCUAAAUUCAUGCAAACUUGUCUUCCCCAUUUAAUAAGUUGCAGCAAUUUUGUAUUCAUCACCUCCCUUGAUGCAUUUAGUGGUAAAAACAUUCCACAGUGGUGUAGCAGCUUUAUUUCUGUGGCAUUUUUAGUCAGUCCUCCUAUUAUUAAUCCCCUUAUUUACGGCAUCAACCUGAGAUCUAUACGCAGAAAAAUUUGUAAAUGCUGUAAGAGAGGGCAGGUUUUAUAG